Molecule: messenger RNA, 472 nt
Organism: Amaranthus tricolor (Joseph's coat)
Lineage: Eukaryota; Viridiplantae; Streptophyta; Magnoliopsida; Caryophyllales; Amaranthaceae
Product: auxin-responsive protein SAUR21-like
Exons: 1
Coding region: 143-421 (92 amino acids)
Biological process (GO): response to auxin
Source: RefSeq, a predicted model, not a curated record
UUUUACAAAAUUAUAAAUCACUUUUAAAGUCGGGUCAAAUUAGAUUCGAUUACAAAGUCGGGUAAAUUUCGAAUUAUCGGAAUUCAAAUCUGUUUUGAAACCCCUCUACAGAGCACAUAAAUUUUUCUUCCAAUUUUUGGUCAUGGCAAUCCGAUUCUCUUCCGUACUGUCAAAGACGAAGCAAAUUCUAACGAAAAACCAGCAAAUUGUUCCAAAAGGGUACAUUCCAGUGUAUGUAGGAGAAGUGGAAGCAGACAAAAAAAGAUAUGUUGUGCCACUUUCUUAUUUGAGUCACCCUGUUUUUCAAGAUUUGUUACAAAGUGUCGAGGAGGAGUUCGGGUUUAAUCAUCCAAUGGGUGCUCUUACCAUUCCUUGUACUCAACAAACAUUCUUUCAUCUUACUUCUAAAUUGAAGUAUUAAUAUAUUAUAUACUCCAUGUUAAUUGAGAUUUAAUUAUUCAUUUAUUCAUUA